Molecule: messenger RNA, 723 nt
Organism: Cornus florida
Lineage: Eukaryota; Viridiplantae; Streptophyta; Magnoliopsida; Cornales; Cornaceae
Exons: 1
Coding region: 1-723 (240 amino acids)
Source: RefSeq, a predicted model, not a curated record
AUGAUACUGAGAAGUGAAUUGGCAUACUACCUCACAACAAACGAGUACGUGAAGGCCCAGGAGGUUAAUCCUCUGAAAGUCGAAGGUAAUCAAGUGAAUGUCAUCCAUACAAUACAUCGAAGAUCGGAGAAUGAUCAAGAGUCAGAGGAUGUACAUAGAUCCCAAUUGAAAACAGCCCAUAAGUUAAGGAGGUUAUCCUCAGUGAACGCUAUCGCUCCGGGAAGCGUCAACAUUGGGUUCGGCGAUGGAGAUCUAUCCAGAGUUCAACUCCCCCACGAGGAUCUGUUGGUCAUCAGUCUCUUAGUGGCGAAUUACAUGAUUAAGAGGGUUUUGAUAGACCCGGGUAGUAGUGUCAACAUCAUCACAAAGGCGGUCUUUGAGCAGCUGGAGAUUCCGUCAUCAUCAAUUCGGCCCACCUCCAGCCCCUUGAUGGGAUUUGAUGGCACAAAAGUGGACCCCCUUGGGGUAAUUGACCUAUCCGUAACCGCGGCAAAGAGGACACUGAAGGAGAAUUUUGUUUUAACGGAGAUCCACCCUUCAUACAAUCUUAUUAUGGGAAGAGGUUGGAUCCACCGAAUAAACGAGGUUCCAUCUACCCUUCAUCAAGUGAUGCGAUGCUUGUCUCCGGACGGUAAAGAGGUCGUUGAUCUUAGGGGAGAUCAGGUCGCUGCCACAGAAUACUACAUGUUGACACAAAAUGAAGUAAAGAAGGUAACAAAAUAG